Molecule: messenger RNA, 1104 nt
Organism: Geodia barretti
Lineage: Eukaryota; Metazoa; Porifera; Demospongiae; Tetractinellida; Geodiidae
Source: the annotation of a GenBank genome assembly
ACUCACUUUUUUGGGUAUAAUGUUACAGGGGCAUUCCCCAGGGGCCGUGUGCUUGUGCGGGAAUUUCCCUACGCAACACCGCGGUGAUAAAACCGCGCUAAUUUUGAAUUUAGGGCGUCCUUCGAACUAGACAACAAGGAUGGAGGCUUCUGCAGGUCACGAAGAGCGGGUACGGGAGCUAGAGAGGGAGCUGGACUCCCUGCGAGCUCGUGUGGAGGAGAAGGGUAACACGGUGGUACGGGCGGCAGAGCUGGUCAGGCGCUCCUGAGAUCGAGAGAGAACGAGGCUCUGGAAGAGAGACUGAACCAAGUCAACAAGGAGGCCACUCUGAAAAUAGAGGCAAGGGAUAUCCUCCGACUGUUGUAUCUGAUCCUGUCUGGUCCCCUGGCAGGAGCUGGAGCAGGAGAGGUUCUCCUUGCAGCAGAAGAUGGAGUGCCAGAAGGCGACGUUGCAGGCGGUACAACACGAGGCAGAGUCUGCCAAGGCUGACCUCCGACAAGAGUUUGAGAUGAGGGAGGAGCACCUCAAACAGGGCCACUCCAAGAAGGUGACUGAGACGGAGCUACUGCUGUUUGACCUGAGAGGGGAGAACGAGAGAUUGGAGACCCAGGUCAAGUCUGCCAGAGACAAGGCCGCAGGGCUGGAGGAGAGACUCAGAGAGAUGGCCGAACAGGCAGAUAGUGCCGCGGAGUCCUUUCACCUCCAGCCAUCUCUAUCCGUUUUUCAUCUCAGAUAACCCUGCCUCUUACAAACCAAGAAUUACACCAGCAGAUUUUGCAGAUUUCCCGUCGCCAGAACUGAUAGACCUGCUGGAGUUGGUUGGCAUGGACCUGCGAGCACAGUGGAAGGAUGUCGGGACCAAACUAGGCAUUCCUCAGCCAGAUCUGGAGGCUUACGAUGAAGACUAUCGGGGAAAUUCCCUGCGGUGUAUCACUAAAGUGUUCAACACGUGGCACGAUGGGAUAACCAGCGAGUAUUCGUGGAGACAACUGGCUAAAACAAUGUGCUCGCCAAUUGUGAACAAAGGUGGACUUCUUCCAGCAUUACACGAUGAAUUGAAAAAGAAGUACAUGUAAAUAAUUCAAUUUCGCGCACUGAAAAUGG